This is a messenger RNA of Nannospalax galili (Upper Galilee mountains blind mole rat), 5962 nucleotides long. It is a transcript of the gene Dgkg, whose product is annotated as diacylglycerol kinase gamma. Gene Ontology annotation, molecular function: ATP-dependent diacylglycerol kinase activity; calcium ion binding. Gene Ontology annotation, cellular component: plasma membrane. NCBI's taxonomy places the organism in Eukaryota, Metazoa, Chordata, Mammalia, Rodentia, Spalacidae. The coding region runs from base 913 to 3288 and encodes 791 amino acids. The transcript is spliced from 25 exons. The record is from RefSeq and is a predicted model, not a curated record. Gene Ontology annotation, biological process: lipid phosphorylation; diacylglycerol metabolic process; intracellular signal transduction.
UAUUUUUCCUCUAAUUUGGUUGACAUAUUCACGCAGCCCAGACCCCCAGUUUCUAGGUUAAGAAGCAAGCAGUCAGAGCAUACUGUAUUUUUUCAAGUCAUGUCCUCCCCUCUUAGGUCAACUGGUCUCUGGCACCCACCACUACUGCCUCCUAUCUAACCCAAACCCUGCUUGUAAGGAGCGCCCUGAUGGAGCGCACACAGGUUCCACGGAACGGCUCCGCAUUCGUGGAUGUGCACAAGUGCUUAAAUAUGUACACUCGGAUGUUUGUGUGUGGCGCGUGUAUGUGCGCGCGGGUGUGUGGUGGGGGCGGGCUCUGCGCCCAGGGGCAGGGCUCCGCAGUGAGAGUGGCAGCUGGACUUGGAUGCUGCUGGGGACAGGGUGCAGAACCGCAGUGCUAUAGUAGCAGGCAGUAGAAGCAGACUGCUCUCCCCGCGGAACCCAGCGGAUCCCGAGCUGCCCACCCUCCGCUGGCCGCCGGAUCUGCGCGGCGCGCACCCGGGCCUCCAUCCCCCACCCCAGAGAGGGCUGUGCCUCGGGAAGACACCCGGACGCCCGCGUCGGUCCCCUUGGUGUCUCUGUUCCUCUUUCCUCCCAAGUAAAGGAAUAAGCAGCGAGGAAGGAGCGCCCCCAGCAACGGCGCAACCAAGUGUUGCUUGGUGAGGCAUUGUCAGGAUUUCGGGACUGGUGUGGACUACAACAGGAGAAUGUUGCCCGAGGAAUAGCAGAGGUCUUUUCUCAGCUGCACAGAGGUGCCCACAACUGACACUGACACUUAUGUCCCAGAGAAGUCUCCCAAAGGCCUGAUCCAUGGCAUGCCUGUAAUGAGCCAGGCUCUGGGCUGGGCCUGGGCUUCUCCCUGGUGAACAAAACUCCAUCUCUGGCCUCAAGGCACUCACACUCAGCUGAAAGAUGAGUGAAGAACGAUGGGUCUCUCUCACUUCGGAAGAAUUUGAUCAACUCCAGAAAUACUCUGAAUAUUCGUCAAAGAAGAUAAAGGAUGUAUUGACUGAAUUUAAUGGGGGUGGAAGCCUCAAGCAGUAUGACCCACAUGAGCCCAUUAGCUAUGAUGUCUUCAAGCUGUUCAUGAGGGCAUACCUGGAGGUGGACCUUCCUCAGCCACUGAGCUCACACCUCUUCCUGGCCUUCAGCCAGAAGCCCAGACAGGAGACACCUGACCACCCAAAGGAGGGGGCCAGCAGUAGUGAGCCCAAUGUCUCAGAUUCUAAAGUACAAAGUGCAGAUAAUGCUGCCAAAGCAGAUGAGGCCUGUGCUCUGGGUACUGAAUCAAAGGUGGCGAAGAAGCAAGAAACAGCUAAAGACCUAGUGGCUGCAGCCCCAUGGGGAGCCCCUGAUGCCCGGUCUUCAAUCUCAGAUCCCCCCAUAGUGUACCUGAAGGACAUUGUGUGUUACUUGUCCUUGCUAGAGACUGGGAGACCUCAGGACAAGCUAGAAUUCAUGUUUCGUCUCUAUGAUUCGGAUGAGAAUGGACUCCUGGACCAGGCGGAGAUGGAUCGUAUUAUGAACCAAAUGCUGCAUAUUGCCCAGUACCUGGAGUGGGAUCCCACAGAGCUAAGGCCUAUAUUGAAGGAGAUGUUGCAAGGGAUGGACUACGAUCAGGACGGCUUUGUGUCCCUACAGGAGUGGGUCCAUGGGGGAAUGACCACCAUCCCACUGCUGGUUCUCCUGGGAAUGGAUGACUCUGGUUCCCAGGGGGACGGGAGGCAUGCCUGGACCCUGAAGCAUUUCAAGAAGCCCACCUACUGCAACUUCUGCCAUCUCAUGCUGAUGGGUGUUCGAAAGCAAGGCCUAUGCUGCACUUACUGCAAAUACACUGUCCAUGAACGCUGUGUAUCCAAAAGCAUUCCUGGAUGUGUUAAAACAUACUCAAAAGCCAAAAGGAGUGGCGAGGUGAUGCAGCACGCGUGGGUGGAAGGGAACUCCUCCGUCAAGUGUGACCGGUGCCAUAAAAGUAUCAAGUGCUACCAGAGUGUCACCGCGCGGCACUGCGUGUGGUGCCGGAUGACGUUUCACCGCAAAUGUGAAUUAUCGACACUGUGUGAUGGUGGGGAACUCAAAGACCAUAUUUUGCUGCCUACCUCCAUAUGCCCUAUUACCAGAGACAGGCAAGGUGGGAAGUCUGAUGGCAGCGUGGCAACCAUGGGUGAACUUGUAAUGCAGUAUAAGAUCAUCCCCAACCCCGGAACUCAUCCCCUGCUGGUCUUGGUGAACCCCAAGAGUGGAGGGAGACAAGGAGAAAGAAUUCUUCGGAAAUUCCACUACCUGCUCAACCCCAAACAAGUUUUCAACCUGGACAAUGGGGGGCCUACCCCAGGAUUGAACUUUUUCUAUGAUACCCCAGACUUCCGAGUUCUCGCCUGUGGAGGAGAUGGAACAGUUGGCUGGAUUUUGGAUUGCAUUGAUAAGGCCAACUUCGCAAAGCAUCCACCAGUGGCUGUGCUGCCUCUUGGAACAGGAAAUGACCUUGCCCGGUGUCUCCGCUGGGGAGGAGGUUACGAAGGGGGCAGUUUGACAAAAAUCCUGAAGGACAUCGAGCAGAGCCCCUUGGUGAUGCUGGACCGUUGGUAUCUAGAAGUCAUCCCCAGAGAAGAGAUGGAAAAUGGAGACCAGGUCCCAUACAGCAUCAUGAACAACUAUUUCUCCAUUGGUGUGGAUGCUUCCAUUGCACACAGAUUCCAUAUGAUGAGAGAGAAACACCCUGAAAAAUUCAACAGCAGGAUGAAGAACAAGCUGUGGUAUUUUGAAUUUGGUACCUCGGAGACCUUUGCAGCCACUUGCAAGAAACUCCAUGACCACAUAGAGUUGGAGUGUGACGGAGUUGAAGUGGACCUGAGCAACAUCUUCCUGGAAGGCAUUGCCAUUCUUAACAUUCCCAGCAUGUACGGAGGCACCAAUCUCUGGGGAGAAACCAAGAAGAACCGGGCUGUGAUCCGGGAAAGUAGGAAGAGUGUCACAGACCCAAAGGAACUGAAAUUCUGUGUCCAAGACCUCAGUGACCAGCUCCUUGAAGUGGUGGGGCUAGAGGGAGCUAUGGAGAUGGGGCAGAUCUACACCGGCCUGAAGAGUGCGGGCAGGAGGCUGGCCCAGUGCUCCUGUGUUACCAUCAGGACUAACAAGCUGCUGCCGAUGCAAGUAGAUGGAGAGCCCUGGAUGCAGCCAUGUUGCACGAUUAAAAUCACUCACAAGAAUCAAGCGCCCAUGAUGAUGGGGCCUCCCCAGAAGAGCAGCUUCUUUUCACUGAGGAGGAAAAGCCAUUCAAAAGACUAAACUGUGUGCCAAACACCAGCUAAACCAAGGAAGAAAACAAGAAUCUUUACACACACACACACACAUACACACACACACACACACACACACACACACACACACUCACUCACUCACUCUUCUGUAACCAGUGGUAGCAAAAUCACUUUUCCAGAGGAAAAUUUAACCUUGCCAUACAGUCUACCUAUUUAGAAAAUGGAUCCACUCCUAACAGAGCCAAUGACCAGGAAAUAUUUUGAAUGGACUCAGGGCCCACCAAGAUGGGUUGGUUCAUACAGCAACUCCCACAUUCCCAGUCACCUUGGGUAGACUCUCUGAGCCUGAAGGAAAACUCCCUUUCUCUUUACCACUCCUGUAAGGUUCCUCACCGAUGUUUGUGAGGAGCAGACUUUAGGUUUCCUGCCUACAGUGAGAUCGGAUGUGGUCAAGGAAAGAGCUCUGAUCCAGAAAAUUUGCACAAAAGUCCUUCUGUAUGGAGACAAAACAGCCUCCAGCUCUCCACGCAAAGCCCUUGGCAGCGCUCUGCAAGCCCACGAGGGUUUCCUCGCUGUCCUUCAAGCAACAGCUCCUCCCCAGCUUGCUGAGAAGGCCAAAAAGCUGUGGAAAGCUGUUUCCAUUCUUGGUCUUCUAUGCAGUCAGUAAGCACUUGUUCCUCUCCUGACGUGCCUCUUGGUGGCUGUUUGUUUGGAGACAGUUCCAAGAGUCCCUAGAGCUGCUUGCACAACACACCUUAGAUGUGGUAUUUAUUUUCUUAGCUCUAUGAACACCUGGGAGGGAAAGCUGAGAAACCGGGCUUUAUUUUUCAAAUUGGUGUCACAAUAUUGUGUAAAAAAGAGAAGGAAAAAGAAAAAAACCUCUACUCUUCCCACACCCUAACCCUACCACACAAGCCAAAUGGUGUCUCUUGUUUGAAUUCCAAGCCCUGGUGGAAAACUAUCCCAAAGACACAAGCAUGGAAUGGAGGGACUUUGCUAAGGAAACCAGAAGAUAGUCUACCAGGGGAUUCUUUCUGCUUUUUGCACUUUGCACUCUCAAGAGUGUGACUGAAGGACCCUCUGAUGGUCUUACAUAUGUACAUAUGUAGCAUAUAGAUUUAUAUAUAAUAUAUAAAUAUUUAUUUACUGCUGGACUUCUGAUUAGAAGUAAACAUGGGUAGUAUGGGAACAGAAAGUGGGAAAGAAAAAGAAGGUUUUCACUGCCCCACACCUCCAUUUCAUUGUAAAGACACAUUUCCCCAUGCUGGUAAUAAGAUUUAAGAGGAUUCUGGGUGUUCACAACAGCCAUGAAAUAUGCUACACAGGAUUUAUUUUCCCAUUUAUUGAUAAGGAAGCUAAGUUGUAGAGAACUAAAGAGACUUGACUAAUGUGGUUUGACUGUGUCACUGAGAAGAUGGUAAAUAGACAAAACAACCCACACAUCUAGGAACAGAGUCAUUUCUAGUCACCGAGAAGUAAUUGUACUUAGAUCCAAGUGGCCAGAGUGGAACAAGCGUGCAGCAUAUAUGUGGGCAUCCCCACACAAAGCAGUGGCUUCUCUGACCUGGAAAAAAGUUGGCCUGAGGCUGAGCUCACCAGACAGAUCAUCUUAUUGAACCCAUGUCACCUCAUCAUGGUUACCAGAGAGAGCCUCUUUGGAAACACUCCUGGCUACAGGGUGACCUCAGUGAAGAGGCACCUUCUGUAGGGUGCUGUCAGCCAGGACAGGCUUGUAGGCCUCACUGAGCUGGUGCCAGCAUUCCCCUUCACUCACACUGGGCAACUGUACAUAGAGCAUUACUGGCAAAAAAACAACCUUUCCCAGCUCUCUGGCUCACAUGGACAUUCAUCUCUGGCUCACAUUCCUCAAAAGGAAACCUGAGCCCAAUUGACAUCACCCCACUGAGCUUCCUCUAAUCUUGCAAUGACAAUGAAGGGAAUAUGAAGAAUGGGUACAAAUCGAACAAACUGUGGAAGGAAGCAAUUCUUUAAGAUCAUCAAGGACUGAGACCUGAGACCAUACUGCUCAACCCAACAUGUAGAAUACUUCCGUUUGAAGAGCAUACUGAUGGGAUGCUUGGUGAUGGGUCAGACAAGCUCUAGAAUGACAGCAGGUACUAUCUUGGAAGCCGCUUGAUUCUGAAACUGAGGCAGGUUCAGGCUCAGAGUCACUAAUUCUAAGACAUUUGCAAAAAUGUUUGCAUGUGUUUCAGCCCUGAUUCCUCAGGUUUAUGGGUGUUGAGACAGCAUCAUCAACAGGUGAAAUGGGUUCUUAGAAACUUCAAGUCUCACGAAGGGGCCCCACAGAGGCUGAAUGUUGCCUGAAAGACAUAAAGACAUACCCUCAAUCCUUUUUAGAGGCACUGAUCAUAACAAACUUCAUGGAAUUGCACUUCUGAUUUGGUAAUCUUAGUAAUCUUGUGUUGUUGUUUAAUCGUACCUUGCAAAUCAUCUUUUAAACCCUGUGACUGUGGUUUCUUAUUGUGUAGUUAAAGUACAUCAUCCUAGUGAACUCCACAGCGAACUCUAGUGAAGAGAGUGAGGCUUAAUGAUGCCUAGUGACUUCUAAAGCCACACAGUUGUCAAGGGAGAUCCCAGUCCCUUAUUUCUUGUCCUAUUCUGACUCUUUCCAUGCUGCAGACACAUUCUCACUUGCCUUCAUGCUUCCAUCCCACUAGCAAUAAAAACAGUGAAACCAAAAA